AUGGAUCAUGUCCGGGCAUUUUCAUCUCCCCAAUUAACUCCAAAUAGCAACGGACAGCCAGAACUUGGUAUGGAAGGCCUUGCUACAAAUGUUAGAUUAUUGUUGAAACUAAUUCAAGAUCAUAAUGGGGCAACCACGAAGGAAAACGAUGAGAGGAAGUUUCAUAGGGUGAAUGGUAUGAUGUUUCUCUUAGAUGAGGUUAGGACAAGGGUUCAAAAAGUUCAAACUUCUACCAAGAAAAGAGCUGAACUUAGGAGGUGUAACACUGACCUUAGGCCAAACAUUCCGAAGGACAAAAAAGCUCCUGACGUGCCUGCAGAUGACAAAGAGAGACUAAAGAAAGAGCUAAACGCAAGCUUGGUGGCGAGACAGAGUCUUCAAGCGAUGUGUUCAAGUUUGGGAAAAGAAAAGCAAAUCAUGGCUUCUGAACUUGCUAGGAAGGCUCAAGAAUUGACAGAACUCGAGGAGCUUAUCGGGGAUCUAAAAGCUCAGAAUGACAUGUUGAUGGGAAAGUUGCAUGCUUGUAGCGCCGAGCAGAAGGAAAAGAAGGGUAAUAGUGGAGUUGAAAUGGAAGGGAACAUAGUCCUUCAAGAGCGUACCAAGGCUCUUUCUGAACAACUCCUAAAAUCCAUUGAUGGUUACAGGUCUUUGAAGAGGAAAGUAAAAGAUAUGCAAGAUGAAAAAGGGGAAAUGCAUGCUACAAUUGAGCAAAUGGGGUUUGAAGUUCAAUCAGGCAUUAACAGGAUUCAUGGCUUCAAGGAACAAAUGGUAAAAGAUACUCUAGAGACAAGUGAUGUCAGAGAGGAACUAUCAGUUUUAGAGAAUAUGCUUGAAUCUCUUAGCAUGAAAAUACCAAAACUUACACAGAUGAAAACUUAA
Messenger RNA from Vicia faba (fava bean), 879 nucleotides. The record is from the annotation of a GenBank genome assembly. NCBI's taxonomy places the organism in Eukaryota, Viridiplantae, Streptophyta, Magnoliopsida, Fabales, Fabaceae.